GGGCGGGACGAAGAGGUUGGCUGUGGAUCCCAGAGGCGGCCGACGGGAGUCUGGGAUCCUGCGCAAGGCGGCGUCGUGACCCAGGCAGGACACCUCCAAGUUAAACAUGACAGGAAAGCACUGGGAUCGGCUCAGUUCUGACAAAGUAAGGAACACAGCAUUUUCCAGCUAAGUUGUCAUGGCACCUUUCUAAGAGUGACUCUUGUCAUGCACCCCACCGGGAACAUGGAUGUUGGCUUUACACGGUCUGCUGUUCAGACCUUGUCCAGAAGCCACUGCAAAAACAUCAAGCAAAAGAUUUCCCAGUGGGAAGGCCGAGCUAACGGUGUAACCAAGACAGCUAAGCUUUACCCAAAGGACUUCGGAGUGAGGUAUAAUAACUACCACCAAGAGCGUCCCCCUCAUAAGCGUCCCACUGGCGAGGAAAGGAAUGGGGGUUUACUCAGAAACACAGCCACCAAAAGCUGCGACCAGAGUGAGGCUGAAAGCCAGCGUCGAGAGUGCAAAGGCUCCCCGCCCUCGGAAGUCGAGCCGGACUCCAGCCGGGUGUGUGCUCGGGUCAAACAGAUCGAAAGCUGCCAAGCUGUUGCUGCCGAUCCAGAGGCUUCAUUCCCUCCAGGAAACUUCUAUACCUCACAGAUACGGUGGGAAAGCAUAGAAGGCCUUUCCCCAGGUAAAGUCUUAAAUUUGCCCUUAGCACCUUGUGACUCUACAGAAAAAGAACCGGAUUUCAGUGUUCUGGAUAGUUCUUAUGGAAUCACCAAGAGCUUGGAAAAUAUUUAUUAUGAACCUGAGGGGCAGGAAUGUGGCCUCUCUAUAAAUCCUUUGCCCAAACCCCGUAGGACAUUCAGGUAUUUAUCUGAAUCUGAUGGCAUGCCAUAUAAAGAAAGGAGCUGUGACAAAAAGUACUGUGAAAGUAUUUCCUGUGCGGACUCUUCUUUGGCCUCUUCUCAGGAUCCUGAACCCAAGAAAUACGGCGGGAAGAUCAGAGGGAGGUCCAAAAGGAAAUCUUUUGAAUUUGAAGAUAUUCAGCACUUUCGGAACUCACGGAAGAUUCAUGAAGAACUUGGAAGAAAUGCUGGUUCAGCACUUUAUUACACACAGUCCGAGGAUAAUAUCUAUGAGGAUAUUAUAUAUCCAGCCAAGGAAAAUCCCUAUGAAGAUAUCCCAGUGCAGUCAUUCCCCGUUUGGAGAUCCCCUUCAGCAUGGAGGCUGCCACCUGCUAAGAGCGCCUUCCGAACACCCAAGCUUCCUCCCAAACCCCAGUUCCUUCAGCGGAAGACAAUGGAACUGAAGAACUCUCAAGCAUAUUUGCGAUCAAAAUUCACGAAGGAUACCACUUUGCCUGUCACCUUAACAGAAUGGAAACUUUUCCGAGCUGGAGAAGUGGCUAACAGGAAAAAGAGAAAUCUCCCACGGCUUGUUUUGAAAAUAAAUGAUACAUUUGAAUCUAAGAGAGGGAAGAAGAGGGUAAAGUUACAGCCCUACACUGGAAAAGAAGUGCCCUCCUCAAAAGGUGAAGCCAGUGGGAACGAGAGCGAUGCUGAGUACCUGCCAAAGAAUCGCCACAAGCGCUUGGCACAGCUGCAGCAGUCUUCCCGGAGGAACCCCCACUACCAGACCUUGGAGCGGGAUCUCAUUGAGCUGCAGGAGCAGCAGCUUUUUGAGCUCUUCGUGGUGGUUUCUCUGCAGAAGCAGCCGUCAGGGUACAGUCCCCAGGUCAUACAGCAGUUCCCUGGCAAGGGUGACCAUGGCUACAAGCAGUCCAAAGACACGGAAGAGAGGCUCAAGGUCAUACCCAGGUUUUGUUUUCCCGAUUCAGAGGACUGUGCACCAACCUUAGAACUCAAGAGUGAAACAUUCUCCUUCGUGUUGACUGGGGAAGAUGGAAGUCGGUGGUUUGGCUACUGUAAGAAGCUUUUGCCAGAAGGCAGAGGGAAGCGGCUCCCUGAGGUGUACUGCAUGGUUAGUCGGUUGGGCUGCUUCAACCUCUUCUCAAAGAUUCUGGAUGAAGUGGAGAAGAGGAGAGAAAUGUCUCCAGCCCUUGUUCACCCCUUCAUGCGAAGUGUCAUGGAGGCCCCUUUCCCAGCCCCUGGCCGCACCAUCACAGUGAAGAGCUACCUCCCUGGGGCUGGAGAUGAGUCCAUUGAACUCUGCCGACCACUCGAUUCACGACUGGAACAUGUGGAUUUUGAAUGUCUUUUCAAAUGCUUGAGCGUGCGUCACCUCAUCCGGGUCUGUGCUUCUCUCCUUUUAGAGCGGAGGGUAAUCUUUGUUGCCAACAGCCUAAGCACCCUUUCAAAAUGUGGCCAUGCUGUGGUAGCUACGCUGUACCCAUUCACCUGGCAGCACACCUACAUCCCAGUGCUGCCCGCAUCCAUGAUUGACAUAGUGUGCUCGCCUACCCCGUUCUUCAUUGGGAUCUUGUCCUGCUCCUUGCCCCAGCUCCAGGGCCUUCCCAUUGAAGAGGUGCUGAUAGUUGAUCUCUGUGCAGACAGGUUCCUACAGGAGGUAUCUGACGAGGAUGAAAUUAUGCCACCUAAACUUCAAGCUGCCUUGGUGCAGAUUUUAGAAGACCGAGAUGAAGUCUUGGCCCAGGAACGGCGGUUUUCACAAGAUGUGACCCUCAGUUCUCUGGUGUCAGAAGCUUUUGUCAGGUUUUUUGUGGAGCUCGUGGGGCAUUAUUCUCUGAAUAUGACCGUCACAGAACGUGGGGAGCGUGUGUUCCAAAGGGAGCCAUUCCGGAAGUCCCACACUUCCCGAAGUGUCCGCCACUUUCUAGAUCUCUUCAUGGAGACACAGAUGUUUGCAGGAUUUGUCCAGGACCGGGAGCUUCGGCAAAGCGGAGUUAAAGGUUUGUUUGAAGUCCGGGCUCUUCAAUAUUUGGAAACCAUUCCUGAAUCAGAACCCAGCGGGGUGAAUAGAAUUUUACGGAAUCUUGGAAGCAAAAUGAGAUUUCUUCACAAGAAGUGAAAUCUCUGGCUUCAUUCUAAGCAUAACUGAAAGUGCCAAAGACAGUAUUUUCCCAAGGAUCUGGAUGCUCUGAAGAUUCCUGUAACAUCCUUGUAAUUGUGAAAGGAGAAAGACUAUCGGAGGGCUCUCCUGUUGCUGCAGACAACUGGGAGCAGUCUAGAACCAGUGUGCUCUCUUCUCUUUCUGAUUUGGGGACUGUUUGUUUGUUUGUUUGUUUGUUUUUUGAGACAUGGUAUAUAUAUAUAUCCCUAACUGUGAUGGAACUCCUUUUGUAAAUCAGGCUGACCUCAAAUCCUGAUGUCACAAAUCUCAAAGAUCUCACAGAGGUCUGCCUGCUUCUGCCUCCCAAGUGCUGGGAUUAAAGGCAUGAGCCACCAUGCCUGGACACGUUAUUUUUACUGUGGUGUUUUAUCUUUGGUUAUUGAUGGGUACAAGAAGCUCUGCUUUGUGCUUAGUCUAUUAAAGCAGUCGUCCUUUAUAAGAAAAAGACUCAGAAAUACUUGGUGUUGCAUUUUCUAAAAACAAUGCAAAGGUGAGAUUAACAAAGCAAUGAGAAUAAUGAGUUUCGGCAACUAGAGAGACAGAUCUGGAGGACCGAGGAGGAUGGGUACUAGAAAGACAGACCCUGGAGGACCGAGGAGGACGGGUACUAGAGAGACAGACCUGGAGGACUGAGGAGGACACCGUGUCACACAAUUCUCAUCACUGAAGCAUUAGGUUGCUUUAAAUCCAUGGACCAUUUGUGCUUUCAUAACCCCCACCUUUUGGUCCCAUGUCCUAUCUUGAAGAAUUACACUCAUGUAAGAACUUAAAGCAGACACUGUGCAGGAAUGCAGGACCUCAGGAUACAAUACCUGCUGGGAUAGCUUGCUUCUCACAUGUCAGCAUUAUGCCUUAUGGAAUGAAGCCAACAUGAAAAUGUCCUUUUAAGGACACAGCUGAUUGCUUUUUGAGUUUGGUGUCUGUAAUUUGCUGCACUAUGACAAUCUACAUGUCAUCCCAUUCAAGCUUUUGACCAGCUUCAUGAUACUUUACAAGGAGCUGGGGUUCAGAGAAGCUAAGUAAUUGACCAGUUACAUAUAAGACAGCUAAGCCAAACACUUGACUUAUGAACACAUACAAAGCUGGUUAGUCCUACAGAUGUAAACGAACUCUUUAUAUUGAUGUUUAAAGUUCUCUGUGGAGCACACUAGAGUGUCCUCUUGGCUCUGAUGAGAUUUUAAGUUAUGGGUGUCUAGGCAAGGUUUGUUUGAUUGUUUGUUCUUUCUUUUGCUGCUGGGGAUAGAACCCAGGGCCUUCUGUGUGCUCUACUAUGCUGGUUAUUUUUACUUUGGUGUGAGUUUUUAGUGUUUCCUAAGCCUAUACCUCUUCAUCAACCAGAUGCUGAAAAUCUAAAAUAGGAGCAGCGCCUGGGAAAGGGAGUUUGUCAGUGAGGGUGCAGCUUUCAUUGAUAAGUGAUAGAUGAUGUGGUAAAUGUCAGUUGUUUUCUGUAACUGCUCAGGACUUUACCUGGCAUGGAAAAUAUUCAUUCAUACAACUGACUGACUUGUAUUGUCAUUGUCACCCAUAUAAGUGUGAAUGAAUGAAUCCAUUUAAGACCGGUGCUGUGCAAUAUAGUUCCUAGAUGUGGGUCGGGGAAGAGAACUGAGCCUGUCUUUUAAAAUGUUAAUGCAGCUUACCCCAGUGGAGCUCCUCCCAAACAUCCCUCUCAUUUGCUCUCUCUCUUCUUACACUCCAACCCCCAUGGAACAAUUCAUGAUUGUUUAUAAGAUGGAGUAAGGGGGUUUACUAUGGUCAAACAUGACUGUCUGCAGGGAGACUUUGCUUUUGGGAGUCUUACCUUAUGACAAUCUAAAGCUGCUUCCUUUCUUUGAGUUUCUUAGCAUUUGUUUUUGUAAAUGUUGUGAAUUCUAAAUAUGUUUGUAAAAAGAAUUGUUCAGUAUUUCUAUCAAAUGUUUACAGAUCUUUAAUGAAUAAAGGCAUUUUAAAAAAUCC
Molecule: messenger RNA, 4968 nt
Organism: Apodemus sylvaticus (European woodmouse)
Lineage: Eukaryota; Metazoa; Chordata; Mammalia; Rodentia; Muridae
Gene: Dennd2c
Product: DENN domain containing 2C
Exons: 19
Coding region: 208-2973 (921 amino acids)
Source: RefSeq, a predicted model, not a curated record